AUGUACAACAGCUGGGUGGGUAAGGACAAACCCAAAGGCUCGGACACCCACGAGAAUGUCACCCUCUCAGCUCUUGCCAGUCGACGAAGCGGCGCACAAACACCAACAACCCCGGACACCCCUCCUGCCAGCCAGCCGUCUAUAACGAUGGAUGAAUUUGCGGAGGAGCACUACUCAAAGGACCACCAAUGGCAGGCGCAAAGCAGCCUGUCUGUGCAGGAGCCCUUGAACCUACCGGCAAACGUAACUAUCCACACGCACAUAAAGAUGGACUAUAAGACCUCGGACCUGACUAUCAAAGUCAUCCGAGUCGACAACGCACCAAGUGAGGCGCAGGCCGGCUCGCAAAGCUAUCAGGUUAGAAUAGCCCUGCUUGGAUUGAAAAAGAAGAAACGCUGGCACACACACAUUGUUUCUGCUCCCAAUCCAGUCUUCAAUGAGGAGGCGGUGUUCAAAGCAAUAACACCAGAUGAGCUAGCGAAGAUGGCACUAAGACUACGGUUGUAUGGCUGUAAAAAAAUGCGACGUCACUUCAUCUUCGCCGAGUCGACAGUCGCCUUAACUGCGCUGAACCUCCGUGGUGGCGAGGCCGACAUUCCGUUCGCUCUCGCCAUCAAGGUUGGACACGAAAGCGUCGUAGACUCGGACAGCGACAGUGGUGAUAACUUGAGCCGCUUACAGGCCAGUCGAUUGGGUUCACGACUGUCGAUGGGUAGUCGGGCUAGCCGACACUCAUUAUCACGUCACUCCACCUCGCGCAGCCUCCGACCACCCUCGGCGGCCACAGCGACUAGCGGCCUGCCGGAGUUAGACACCGCACGUCGAGUAGCUGAGGCCAAAGAGGCCACGUGGCCCGAGCUGCUCUGUGGCCUUGCCUACAAUGUCACCACCAAGCGCCUCAACAUCCACGUCCUCCGCGCCAACCGACUGAAGGUAACCGAGAGCUCACUUAGGACACCCAAGGUUUAUGUGUCGUUGACUCUGGUCUCGGGGACCGGUGAGAAGAUAGCCAGCAGUCACACACACGAGGUCCGCCUGGUCUGCAACACGGAGUUCGGUGAGCGCUUCGCCUUCGACAUGAAUGCGCUGAACCCACGCGAGGUUACUCUCUUCGUGCGCGUCUUCCAGAAACAUCAUGUUCACAAGAGCGAGAAUCUGGGCUGGUUCGCUAUCGGCGCCAAAAACAACGGCGAGGAAGAACGUAGUCAUUGGAAUGAGAUGUUGCAGGCCCAGGGACAAGAGAUCACCCGAUGGCACGUGCUUAAUGAGAAUGUUACUUAA
Echinococcus granulosus is the source of this 1281-nucleotide messenger RNA. Its product is annotated as Synaptotagmin-14. The record is from RefSeq and is a predicted model, not a curated record. The coding region runs from base 1 to 1281 and encodes 426 amino acids. Lineage: Eukaryota; Metazoa; Platyhelminthes; Cestoda; Cyclophyllidea; Taeniidae. The transcript is spliced from 8 exons.